CGGACCAUCUCCACCCGCCCACCACAGGACAAUUUUGAAUUCUGUGUGGACUCUGGAAUGAAAUUCAGCAAUCUUCAAUUCGCAUCCCGAAAAGUUCGACCGCCAUACUAACCGAACCACAAAACAGGCACAGUGAGUCUUGUCUUGCCAUACAUUCGUUGAGAUCAAUACUGACAUUCGAAAAGAUGGGUCGUCUUCAAGAGUACCAGGUCAUCGGGCGCCUCCUCCCCACUGAGGCCAACCCCGCCCCCAAGCUCUACCGCAUGCGCAUCUUCGCCCCGAACGAUGUCGUUGCCAAGUCCCGUUUCUGGUACUUCUUGUCCAAGCUCAAGAAGGUCAAGAAGGCCAACGGUGAGAUCGUCUCGUUGAACAAGAUCCACGAGAAGCACCCUCUCAAGGUCAAGAACUUCGGUGUCUGGAUUCGAUACGACUCCCGCUCCGGUACCCACAACAUGUACAAGGAGUACCGUGAGCUGUCAAGAGCCGCCGCUGUCGACUCUCUCUACCAGGACAUGGCUGCCCGCCACCGUGCCCGUUUCGGCUCCAUCCACAUCCUCCGUGUCGUCGAGAUCGAGAAGACCGAGGACAUCAGACGCCCUUACAUCAAGCAACUCACCACCAAGGGCCUCUCUUUCCCUCUGCCCCACCGUGUCCAGAAGAUUAGCACAAGCAAGAUCUUCAGCGCUACCCGCCCUUCGACUUUCGCAUAAACGGGGUUGCGCGUGUGUUGGGGAAAAUCUGGGAAUUGAAAUGCAGUGGUUCUGGUCUCUGCUGGUGUUUAAAGGUUCAUGCGGAAUUGUCUUUACGCUAGCAUAAGCUCUCGGUAGUUAGAGCUGAAACCAUCCAUCAAUACGGUUCAUGACAAACAUUUAAAACCUGUCCCGUUCGCAAGCGAAAGCUGGAUAUGUACAUCUCACAUGAAAGUCCGAGUCGGAACAUAUCAACCAGAGUUGCCGGCCCGAUGGAGUAUACCGAGAGAUUUGAUCUGUAUAUUUGAUACUGGCGGUCUGAGCACAACCGCCCAUGAUUAAAUACGUGCUAGCAUUGAUAUGGGAGUACAUAUAUUACACUAUA
Molecule: messenger RNA, 1074 nt
Organism: Truncatella angustata
Lineage: Eukaryota; Fungi; Ascomycota; Sordariomycetes; Amphisphaeriales; Sporocadaceae
Product: 60S ribosomal protein L20-like protein
Exons: 3
Coding region: 186-710 (174 amino acids)
Biological process (GO): translation
Cellular component (GO): cytosolic large ribosomal subunit; ribosome
Molecular function (GO): structural constituent of ribosome
Source: RefSeq, a predicted model, not a curated record